This is a messenger RNA of Cokeromyces recurvatus, 1434 nucleotides long. RefSeq lists its product as uncharacterized. The record is from RefSeq and is a predicted model, not a curated record. Gene Ontology annotation, cellular component: Mon1-Ccz1 complex; intracellular membrane-bounded organelle. The transcript has 4 exons. Bases 1 to 1434 code for a protein of 477 amino acids. Gene Ontology annotation, biological process: vesicle-mediated transport. NCBI's taxonomy places the organism in Eukaryota, Fungi, Mucoromycota, Mucoromycetes, Mucorales, Mucoraceae.
AUGCCUGACUCGGGCAAUCAAAGUAUACAUAAAGAUGAAUCUACCAAUUUAUCAAGAUUAGGCAAAACAUCACCUAUUUUAUCCUAUUUUUGUGUUUAUAAUCCUUCUCUUAGUCAAUCUGAAGAAAAUACAAAGGAUCAAAUACUUUAUUACACUGCUAAAAAAGCUGUAUCAGCUGACUUGAAAAUAAAGCAAGUAGGUCUUGCUCAAGCACUUGUUAAUUUUACUUCCACUUUUUCCCCUUCUCAUCCAACUCAAAAUGUUCAUUCACAAAAGAAUCGCAUGGUCUUUUUACAACCUGAACCUGGAUUUUGGAUGCACAUGUGUGUUGAGCUUGGUAUUCAUAGGAGACAAAUAAAGGAUUCGAAAGGAAAGGAAAAAUUAGUUACAGAAUAUUUAGAUUCACAAUUAAAUGAUAAAGCACUUGAAGCAGUAUUGAAAAUUGGUUAUGAACAAUUUAAAUUACUUAAUGGCACAUUUAGCUCUAUUCUUUAUGGACCUGAACAUUCAGAACAGCCAACAAGACAAAGAACACGAUCACUUAUGCAUGCAAUUGAAGAGUUUUUCUCAGAUUGGAUAUGGAAAUGGGAUUUUGAUAGAUUAGAUCUAAUGUGUUUUACAGCUUUAUUUAAUGGUGUACCUAUUCAAUCAAUUUUACGUACAAACUAUUUAAAGAUUCAUAAUUUAGAAGAGUCAAUUAAAAGUAAUUUUGAACAACAUAUUCAUCAUUUAUUUAUCCUUCAAAUGGAAGAUGGUUCACUUGUAUAUAAAUCACCUGAUUUAUCUAUUGAGGAUAUAUGUGCAUUAAGGAAAUAUGUAAUAAAACGAGUAGAAAAUCAUGCCAAAUCAGAAAAAAGAAAGGCAGACAUAGAAAUGACAUCUAAAAAGAAUUCAAAUAGCAAAGUAUCAGGGUUUAAACAAUUUACAAAAUCUUUACCACAAUCCCAUAUCUUGAGUUAUUUUUCUUUAGGAGGAGGAUCAAGAUCGACCGAGACUGUAUCAUCCUCUUCCAUAACAGAAUCGAAUAGUACAACAUCUACGGCAGAUAUACCAUCCAUUCAUAGUGGAACAGAUACUUCUGACAGAAAAGGGAUUUAUUUAACAGGUUUAAUAGAAUCUACUGCAAUUGGUAUGAAUGGAGAAGAGAGGUCUGUAACGAAAUCCAAUUUAGUUCGUGUAUAUAUUUCAAGUGUCAUAAAUGGAAACCCAACAUAUCAAAAAGACAAGGAAUUACAUGACUAUUAUUUAUUAGUAUACAAGCAUAAAAGUAAUUUAGUAUGGAACUUUUUAUUGCCUGCAACAUCUGAAACAGAGGCAGUUUUAUCCAGUCCUACUUUUUAUACCGAUCUUGAACAUUAUAUGAAGGAGAAAGACUUGGAUCAAUUAACGAAUACUCUCAUUGAAGAUAUUAGUCAAAUGCAAAAGAAAAAGUAA